AUGUCGGCGUACGGCGCAAUCACUCGUCCACCCCGUCCGCUUCUUCCCGCGACUCUCUGGGACGCGUCAUCUCCUACUAGCCAACACCCUUCAGCUUCACAAAUCAUCUCAAUCCACCAUCUAAACCUUGAAUCCGCACAGGAUCAAUCCAACGAUGGCCUCAUCACCUAUCUCCACCAAGUCUUCGCUGAUGAGGUCGACUCAGGGAUGACUUACCCCCAGGAAGACAUGCGCGAUCUUGAUGCAUUCAAAGCCUACUUCUUCGCAGCGGACGUUUUGAUAGCGUUUACCCAUGAAAGGGAUACGAACGUUCCGAAGGUGGUGCAAGACAGAAAGAGUGUUAGGGAGGUACAAGGCGGGCUCUUGCCGGCGGCGGUGAAGGGAAGCAGAACGUGGGCGGAGUGCGUAGCUGGAUACUACUACGUGAAGCCCAACUAUCCUGGGCGUGGAUCUCAUAUCUGUAAUGCUGGCUUCGUCGUCCCUCCGUCCCAGCGCAAGAAAGGCUACGGACACAUCCUCGCACGCUCUUACCUCCACUAUGGCCCCCGACUCGGAUACACCGCGAGCGUGUUCAAUCUCGUUUACGUGAACAACCAAGCCAGCCUUAAGUUAUGGGACGCUCUCGGGUUUACUCGUGCGGGUCGGAUUCCGAAUGCAGGCAGGCUACGGACAAAGGACGGAAAAGGCGAAGAGUAUGUGGAUGCGUGGGUGAUCUAUAAGAGUUUCUAG
This is a messenger RNA of Coniophora puteana RWD-64-598 SS2, 729 nucleotides long. RefSeq lists its product as uncharacterized. The transcript has 4 exons. Gene Ontology annotation, molecular function: acyltransferase activity, transferring groups other than amino-acyl groups. The coding region runs from base 1 to 729 and encodes 242 amino acids. NCBI's taxonomy places the organism in Eukaryota, Fungi, Basidiomycota, Agaricomycetes, Boletales, Coniophoraceae. The record is from RefSeq and is a predicted model, not a curated record.